Priceomyces carsonii is the source of this 369-nucleotide messenger RNA. RefSeq lists its product as uncharacterized. Lineage: Eukaryota; Fungi; Ascomycota; Pichiomycetes; Serinales; Debaryomycetaceae. The transcript has a single exon. The coding region runs from base 1 to 369 and encodes 122 amino acids. The record is from RefSeq and is a predicted model, not a curated record.
AUGCCCAUGUUCAUAAAACUGUGCGUUCAAGAGGCUCAGGGUCCAAACACAGUUCCCAUACAUGGAACAUUUAACGACCAUGAUGGCGUAAGAGAGUUUCUAUCAAUUUUGUCAGACUCGUUAGAUACAGAAGGUUUGAAUUCAAGAAAUGGGCAGCACAAUCGGAAGAUUACGUAUUUGCAUACGGAUACAUGCAAGACCGGGUUAAAAAAAACGAAUAGAAUUUUCAAAUCAGGAAUUUCUUUAGUUUGCAAAACGGAAGAAAUCUUCUUGUCUAAUUCAAAAUGUUUGAAGAUACAGCUGCUCUUCAACCGCUUACGUCAAUUGAUUCUCAAAUUAAAACCUGAAACUGUGAUCUCGAUUAUGUGA